AUGGACAGAAAACAGCAAGGAGCUCAGAGUCUCUUUCCCAGACGUGGGUUACCGGGGCCCUGCCCUGGAGCCAGACCUGGGGAGGGGCUCAUCGGCGAGCGCCAGAUGACCGAGUCUCUACCCAUGGGGCCUGGUCAGGCUGAGCCCAAACAAGCAACAUGGAACGAGGACAACUGCAAGACUACCUGUACAGGAGUCACAGUUCUGCCGUCCUCGAAGAAAGUUCCAUCUGAGAACACAGAGCCCUGUGGGUUGAGUCCAGUGCAGGGACACUGCCGCGCCGCCUUCCCCAAGUUCUACUAUGACCCAAGCUCCGCCUCCUGCCAGAGCUUCCUGUAUGGCGGUUGUGGUGGAAACGCCAACAAAUUCGACUCUGUGGAGGAGUGCAUGAACCGCUGCAGCGGGCACGCUUCGGUUGAUACUCAAGGUAAAGGUCGAAGCCACUGGACUGCAGCCUUCUUCCUCUUCGUCACUCUGGCCGUCAUGUCUGUUCUGCUGCUGGCAACACUCGUCAUCUUCACGCUGAGACGUCACCGCCUGUCCCGCCGCUCUUCUGCCAGCGAUAAGCAGGAGCUGCUUCCAGAAUCAGAUGACCUGUCCUCUCUGGACUCCAUGACCAUCCAUGAGCCCCCCAAACCAGAACCAACGGCCUGAUGGUGGGGGGGUCACAGACCCAAGCAGGGUCCAGCUCAGAACUGAUCCUUUUCAAAGGUUCUUCCUGAAAUUAAAUGAUUGUAUUUAAUGCAGCAUCUGAACGCUCCAGGAUCUGUCUCUGAUCACUUUUAUUGAUCACUUAUUGAUCAGUUGAACUUCAAGUUAAAGGUUAACCUGAACCUGGAUCUACUCUGUCCAAAUCAAUAAAUGGUAAAAGCCAGAACUUGACAUUAUUAUUAUUAUUAUUAACAAUAA
Nematolebias whitei (Rio pearlfish) is the source of this 909-nucleotide messenger RNA. Its product is annotated as kunitz-type protease inhibitor 2. The coding region runs from base 1 to 654 and encodes 217 amino acids. The transcript is spliced from 7 exons. NCBI's taxonomy places the organism in Eukaryota, Metazoa, Chordata, Actinopteri, Cyprinodontiformes, Rivulidae. Gene Ontology annotation, molecular function: serine-type endopeptidase inhibitor activity. The record is from RefSeq and is a predicted model, not a curated record.